AUGAGUUUUAACUUAUUCUCGCAAUCUGAGAGCGGAAUCAACGCCUUAAGGAAUGGCAACCUAGACAGGAAGAGACAGCGGGAUCUGCAGGCCCAGAAAAUGCGUGAAUCAAAGCGCCUGAAGCAAUUGGCCGUCGACCAGCCCGAUUCUACAGUAACCCAAAAAAAUGGAAAUUUCAGUGUUUACAUCAAUGAGGUAUGUUUUUUCUUAUAGAUUGGUUUUGUUUUUAGAUAUUACAUAGAAUCGCAUGUGGGCUUUCAAAUUCCGUUGAAAAAUCGAAAAUUGGUCGCGUACUUUUUGAGAAAAUUGGGUUCAAAAUUAGGGUCCUAAAGGCAAAAAAUUCGAAAUUUUGAAUUUUAAGGGUCUUUGCGCUUUCAGAACGUUCUAACUGACAUCACAAAUGCUUCUGUGACUCCAAGAAGGACUCCUACGUCUCGAUUGAACCUUCAACGUGAACGGGCGCCCGUAGCAAAUGCCUCAGGGAAAAAAGUUCGGGAGCUCACAGAAGAAGUGGAAAAAUUGCAAAAACAAAGAUAUGUGGCGAAUUAA
Molecule: messenger RNA, 549 nt
Organism: Bursaphelenchus xylophilus (pine wood nematode)
Lineage: Eukaryota; Metazoa; Nematoda; Chromadorea; Rhabditida; Aphelenchoididae
Source: the annotation of a GenBank genome assembly